AUGGUUUCUAGCCCCCUGGCGACGUCCCGGCCGCCUGAUCGCCGACCGUUCGCUCAUAUCGAAUCUUUUCCCUUUACACUACCUUCAAGAGCAGACAGCUGGACUGCAAGAGAUGACAUUGUCCGGAGGUUCUCAGACUCGGCUCCAAAGCCAGAGAAGGAAGAAACAGACAAGAACAUCAAACAUGCCGUUGAUGCCUAUCACGAUGCCAUUGUGCAGCUAAAGCAGGUCCUCAAGACCGAUGACCUCGACAAUAUCCUCUCGUCAUCCUCGACAGUCACAGAGCUACAUAAAGUUGCUAUCGGCAUUCAGAACGCUCAGGCGAAUGUGCUCGAACAACGCCAGAUUGCGAGAUUCGUCGAUACGAUUAAUCACUACUCCGGAGUCUUCGACGUCCUGUCACAAUGCGCAUUCGGAUAUAUGACGCUGAUUUGGGGCAGCCUCAAAUUCGUCUUGCUCAUGGCAAAAAGCCACUACGACACCUUGUUCAAAUUCACAGAUGUCAUGUGCCAGAUCGGUAUAAAUCUACCACGGGUCGAGCUAUACAGGCAGAUCUUUCCCACGGCACGAAUAUUGCAGUUUGUGUCGCAGCUCUACGCGGCUAUCGUCGAGUUCUUGCAGGAGUUUAUCGUCUACCUAAAGCAAAAGAGUUACCGGAAAUUCUUCGGGAACUUCACCAGGCCCUUUGACUUACAGUUUGGCCGCCUCGUAGGGCGAAUACAGUCCCUCGAACAGACUAUCGACAAAGAUGCCUACGCGAGCGCCAUCUUGUUACAAGUGACGCAGAGCCAAAGCAUGGCAAGGCAUCGAGUCGACCUGUCCAUACGACGAACCCACAACGAGGGUUGCCUCUCCGACGUCCCUGACAUCGCCGUGUCGCCCUACCUCCUCGACAUGAAGAAAGCCCUCUUCCACGGCUUCGAAAUCGAGGCGUCGUACCACGAAGAGCUAGCCACGACGUUCAAGAUGACUUCCUCGAAAGCCUGGGCCAGUUGGCUGUCCAUCGAGCAACAGUACGUGCCCAGCAAGUUCUCGCACAAAACCACCAUGGUCCAGGCCGAGUGCGACGCCCCCGAUGCCGCGACCUGCCUGCAGUGGGUCACGCAGGUGCGCGCCGAGUCCCCUCACAUAGUGUCCGUGUUCCUGCUCUGGGCACGAGGGAUGACGGCCCAGAGCGCCAUCGCGUCGAUCGUGUUCCAGAUGGUCCAGCAGCGGCCCGCGGUCCUGCAGCGGGCAGGGCUAAGCAUGAAGUCCUUCUCCGCCGCGAACGCAUCGCUGCCCAAGCUGUGGGAUCUAUUCCUCACCCUCGUGCAGCACCUCGGCGGAUUGAUGGUGUACAUCUCGAUCGGCUCGGUCGGGCAGGAGGAGUUCGGAAUCGUGGCCUGGUUUGUGGAUCUAUGCCAGAAGUGGUCCGGCCCACCGCUGAAUGUGGUGAUCAUCCACCCCUUUGAUGAGAAUUUCGUUCAUAUUGAAAACUGUGUUGAUUUAGACGACAAGUACGACGUCCAUCCUUCUCUAACCACUAGCGAUGCGCUCUACCACGUGGUUCUCCUGGAGCUGGAGGUCCAGGAAGCUCUGAGCGAGACAGUACAGUUGGUCCUCUGGGAGGCUCUCUGGCGGGAGGUCCGAUACGCUGUAAUUGGUAUUGCUGUCACUUCGACUGUAGACGAGAUCAUCAAGUGCGCGAAGGAACUGAUCGAGGAACGAGGUUGCGAGGAGGACGUGAUGAGCCGCUGGGUGUCGACGGUGAUGAAAUGGACAAACGACAACAGGGCGUUUCACAUCAUGAGAGAGCAGAUCCAGCGGCAUUUGAACAUAGUCGAUAUACACCUCCCGCAAGUGGUGCGGACAAGGCUGGAGAGGAUGGUCAGCUCCGCGGCCGGCUCACGACUCAGCACCCGGGAGAGAAGGAGGCUGACGAAGGAGCUGCGUGAGGGAGAGCCGAAGCCGCUGGAUGAUGACGAGAGGGGCGCGAUAUGGCGGAGGAUACAGGAUGUUAUCAAGCCAGCUACGAUGGACACGUAUAAUGCUUCUAUUGGGAUGUUGAUGCGCAGGGUGCUCGAUGCGUAUCUGGAUGAUCCUCCGGAAAGUGAGAGUGACGCCAAAAGGUCGGUCAAGGAGCUGAUGAGGGGUGUGUUUGGGUGGAAUAAGACGUGGAAGGCAGAAUUCUUGGAUGAUCAGAGCCCGAUCCUAGAGAGCAUGGUCACGGCAAUAGAUAUGGGGUUUGGCGACGUUCUAGAUGCGAUAAUCGUCGAGGUUGGGAUUUAG
Diaporthe amygdali is the source of this 2268-nucleotide messenger RNA. RefSeq lists its product as uncharacterized. The record is from RefSeq and is a predicted model, not a curated record. The transcript has 2 exons. The coding region runs from base 1 to 2268 and encodes 755 amino acids. Lineage: Eukaryota; Fungi; Ascomycota; Sordariomycetes; Diaporthales; Diaporthaceae.